ACAUGUCAGAGCAGUGAAGGUGUGAGGCCUGGCUGUGAGAGAGCUGCAGACUUCAUCUUGUAAAGUAACAGCAUUCCUCUGCUGAUUUAGUGUAUGCUGCCAGCUGCAGUCUGACCCUGUGAGAGAGCUGUGGAGAAGAAUGCAGACAAAGUAAAUGACUGGCAGACCUUGGAGUUUUCUUUCAGCCUGUGCAGAUGAAUCCUGUUUAGUGGGCCUCGCAUCCCCGGAACCUCCUUCACCACUUCAGCAUAUCUCCAUGGUGGAACAGAUUUCCUCUUCGCACGCCUCAUCUUGCUCAAGAAAACCAACAGAAAGUUCUUCUUGAAGUCUGGGCACUGGAACAAAGAGGCCGGAUCUACUGCAACAAGAACCUUUAAAGGUCCUCUCUUCCUGGAUGACAUCUCCACAACCUCUCUAUAUCUUUUGGGUGGUAGAGAUUUCCUCCUGGAUCUAUCCAUCAGCAAAACUUCCUUCAGGGACACAGAAACUUUCCUCUUGAAGUCUGGAACCAAAAAGAGGCCGGAUACUCUGCUGCAGGACCCUAUAAAGAUCAGGAAACUCAAAAAUUGAUCCUGCAGCCGUUUAAGAACUCUCUCUACUUAUUGGAAGCUAACCUCAGAGGUUGCUGUUAAAGUUAUCUACAAAAGCAAUAUGGGUCCAUCUAGUCUGCAGCAGCUUCCCCUUGAGGUUACAAUCCUUAAAAUGCUGGAUCACCCGAACAUAGUAAAACUAUAUGAAGUGGUAGACGCCGAAGACAUAUUAUACCUAUGCAUGGAAUAUUUAAGCGGAGGAGAUCUUUUUCAUUACCUUAAAGAUCACGGGCGCAUAGAUGAGGAGAGAGCCCGAGUUUGGUUCCGGCAAAUCGUGUCAGCAGUGCUUCACUGUCAUCAGAAGGGCAUUGCACAUCUGGACUUAAAUACCAUGAAUAUCCUUAUAGACGAAGAUGGAAACAUCAAAGUCGCGGAUUUUGGUGUAAGCACAAUCUUCUCUUCAGAAACUAAAAAUCAUUUUGGGCUACAAAUAGAUAUACAGGGCCUUGGGAGGAUCCUUUAUGAUUUGAUCGGCUUCUCCAAGCCACCUUACGGCGCAGCACAAGUGGCAAUGAGAAAGAUCGGCAUAAACGCCUUUUGUGACUUUGUUCCUGAUUACAUCACUACUGACUGUGAAAAUCUUCUUCGCAAAAUGCUAAUGCCAGACCCCUGCAAGUAUGAGUCAUUGGAGCAGUUAAUCAUGAGCGAUCCCUGGAUAUGUUACGUGGAGCCUGGUUCAUCUACUGAGGGUCCUGAAAUAACAGAUGACUUAUCCCUAGCCCCGAAUAAAGAGCCCAAAUACUCAAGAAAGUGGACUAGACCAGUCUCAUCUGUGUGCGGUGAACUCCAAGAUGACACCAACUGGAGUUCUGAGUCACCAUCUGCAAAAAGGCUGAGACUGGAGUCUAGCGAUGACAUCUUCAUCAUAGCUCAGUCCUCUGGUUCCCCAUUUAUUGAAGAACACCAAGACCCUUCCAAGCCUUCACCCUCUGAUGCAAAAAGAUCAUGCAUCACCAGUGAAGGCCAGCCAAUACCAUCUGGCAAUAAUGGAAAGAGGAGCAAAUGGCAAAGUUUUUGGAAUAGGCUUAGGAAUCUUUUUUCUAUGGCAAGUAACGUGCCAUAUGUGGGUGAACUUCAUUUUGCUGUGACAUCUGAUUGGACUUACCGUGUGUGAUCUUUGGCCUGAACUGUUUCUGCUAUUUGGAUCAUGGAAGAAUUGCUACAAUGCUUGGACCAACCUCAGCCUCUUGGGCUGACAAAUUCUUGUGGCAGUUUUACAAUAUUUUAUAAUAAACUUUUAAUUCUAUUAUUA
Bombina bombina (fire-bellied toad) is the source of this 1842-nucleotide messenger RNA. RefSeq names its product serine/threonine-protein kinase MARK1. The transcript is spliced from 16 exons. Bases 652 to 1704 code for a protein of 350 amino acids. Lineage: Eukaryota; Metazoa; Chordata; Amphibia; Anura; Bombinatoridae. Gene Ontology annotation, molecular function: protein serine/threonine kinase activity; ATP binding. Gene Ontology annotation, cellular component: cytoplasm. The record is from RefSeq and is a predicted model, not a curated record. Gene Ontology annotation, biological process: protein phosphorylation; intracellular signal transduction.